Molecule: messenger RNA, 777 nt
Organism: Drosophila serrata
Lineage: Eukaryota; Metazoa; Arthropoda; Insecta; Diptera; Drosophilidae
Product: mitochondrial import inner membrane translocase subunit Tim29
Biological process (GO): protein insertion into mitochondrial inner membrane
Cellular component (GO): TIM22 mitochondrial import inner membrane insertion complex
Source: RefSeq, a predicted model, not a curated record
GAUAGCAACAGUGGGACCAGGUUUUUUUAUUCCUUUCCCAUUUUCGCCAUAACACGAACAAAACCCGCAGCGAGAUGCGACUGAUUCGCAUCACGGCGCUGCGCCAGCGCCUGGCCGAUAAGCUGGUGAUGCCGGAGCGACUGAAGGACACGUUCGUGGAGAAGUGGAUCAAGUACUGGAACGGCCUGAUGCGCGACUACUCGGAGGUGGCGGUUGGCGUGGUCCGUGAAUCCUACGCCAAACCCAAGAAGGCGCUGUUCUAUGGCACAGGGCUGGUCCUGCUUUACCAGAGCGCUGUGAACAAUCCCGGCGAGGAUUGUUUCAUGACGCUGCUGCGCCGGGACAGCAACAGAAUGAUAACGGUGGCCAAGGAUCAGCAGAAUCCCGUAGCUACGGAAUACCUGCGCACCUUGGAACAGGCCAUUAACCAGAAGAAGCUUCGCCUGCUAUCGCUGGGCAUCUGCACGCUGCUCUGGGUGGAUCUGUACGAUGAAGACGACUGCACAUAUCCGGCCAUCUGCGAGUAUACAAAGGUGGGCUUCCUCAACUUCCACGAGCGCGUCAUCGAUGUGGGCUUCUGGAACGAGUUCUGGCGCCUCAAGUGGAAGAUGCGCAACUUCGAUGUAAAUUACCUGUGAGGGAUCUGGAACCGGGAUCUCUUUGACGCUGCCUUAAGUUUAACUAUAAUCUUACGAUGUUGUUGCUCCCUGUUUAAACCAAAAAAGAAUACAAUGUAUGUUACGCAUUUAGCAUUUUCUGCUAACAUUUAUAAUGUAA